CAGUUUCGUGAAAGGGUCUGUACCUCCCGGGUUCUACGUGCUGAAAAAAAGGCACACCGUCGAAGGCCUGGGUAUGGGGUCGGAGGAUCGUGCCGCAUCGCCGAUUCUUGCUCGAUGCGGCUCGAUGUGGAGCUCGGUUCUCCUCCCUCAAAAGCUGACGGCGCCGAUGCCUCGCCGACUUCGUCGAUGCCAUCGCCAACGCAUCGGUGAUGCCUCGGCGGUGCGGCGCGCUGUGCCGACCGCAACUCACUCGGGCGCCGUUUGGGUGCCUCCAGGUGGGCGUGGGCCUGGCGGCCGCCGAGAAGGUCACCAGCUCGUCGUCCUCCACGGCGCUGGCGAGGGCCCGGUGCACCCGGGAGUGGCUGGAGGAGCGGGGCUUCCUGGACACUCUGGAGGGUGAGCGGCAGGUCGGCCUCGCGUACGACGAGUUCAUGCUGCAGCACGUCGGGCCGCAGGGCCAUCCGGAGCAGCCCGCGCGCCUGGAGGAGAUCCUGUCGCAGCUGUGGACCUCCGGGCUCCUGGAGGCCUGCGCGCGCAUGCCCACGCGUGAGGCGACGGACGAGGAGCUGCAACGCGUGCACAGCGCGCACCACGUCGAGCGGGUGCUGCGCUGCGAGGCGUCGGCGAAGAAGAAGACCAAGGGCUUCUCCUUCCCGUUCGGGCCCGACACCUACGUGUGCGAGCAGAGCCCGUGCUGCGCGCGGAUGGCGGCGGGGUGCCUGCUCAGCCUCGCGGACGCGCUGCUCAGCCCCGAGUCGAGCGUGAGGACCGGCAUGGCCCUGGUGCGCCCGCCCGGCCACCACGCCAGCGGCGACCGCGCGUCCGGGUUCUGCCUCUUCAACAACGUGGCCGUGGCAGCCCGACACCUCCAGCAGCAGCACGGGCUCGAGCGGGUCGCCAUCGUGGAUUGGGACGUGCACCACGGCAACGGCACCAACGACGUCUUCGCGGAGGACGAGAGCGUGCUGUUCUUCAGCAUGCACCGCUGGGAGAAGACCGGCUUCUUCCCCGGCUCGGGGGUCCUGGAGGACGCCGGCAAGGGUGACGCGCGGGGCCUCACGGUCAACGUGCCCCUGGACAAGGGCUACGGCAACGCGGACGUCGAGCACGUGUUCAGAUAUGUGCUGUGCCCGCUGCUGGCCAAGUUCAGGCCCGAUGCCAUCCUGGUGUCUGCCGGCUUCGACGCCGUGAAGGGCGAUCCCCUGGGCGAGUGCCGGGUCUCGCCCGAGGGCUUCGGCUGGAUGACGCGCUGCCUGUGCCGGCUGGCGCGGCACUUCUGCGACGGGCGCCUGCUGCUGUGCCUGGAGGGGGGCUACAACCCCGAUGCCAUCGCUCAGUGCACCGUGGAGUGCGUGCAGUCCCUGCUGGCCGAGGCCUCGGGCGAGCCAGUCCCGCCCGGCAGCGAGCUGCCGCAGUUCGAGACGGGCGCG
Molecule: messenger RNA, 1430 nt
Organism: Prorocentrum cordatum
Lineage: Eukaryota; Dinophyceae; Prorocentrales; Prorocentraceae
Source: the annotation of a GenBank genome assembly